AAUAUGGCGGCAGCAUUGCCAAUUCGUCCUGCAGAAGUCUUCGCAUCUUUGGCGAAUAGAUCAGCAAAACGCGACGAGAAAACUUCCAUUGCCACUGAAAGUAGGUCGAUAAUGGUCUCUGGUGUAGCAGCAGUUGAGGUCGCUCCUGAUCAGAUUUUACUCUCAGUUUCGGUUGUGAGUUCAAAGAAUAGCGUAGAAGAGGCCAAGUCCAGCGUCAAACGUCGAUGUGAUUACAUAAAACAGGUGUUAAGAAAUCACAGUUUGAAAGAGAAUGAAUAUGAGACAUCAACCGCCGUUUGGAAAGACCAGAAUGCUUGGAAUGUCAGAUCAGACUUUUCUGUACCCUUUGUUGAUGCAUCCGUAUGUGAGAAGGUCGAAAAUGUUUUGGUUGAAAAACUUCAAACUGGAGUGUUGGUUUCUCGGCCAGUCUUUUCUCACACUCAGCAAUGUAUCGAGGCUGGAAGACAAAGAGCAUGUCUGCAAGCUGUUCAAAAUGCAAGGAAUAAAGCAGUUUUGAUUGCUCGGUCAUUGAAGGAGGAAGUUGGUCGAGUGUUUAGUGUUUGUGAGGAGUCAAUGGAGGAAAUUUUUAGUGAAUCGAAUGGAACAAAUGUUGAAGAGGAUGUGAUGACCACCAGGAAUCAGAUGAAGUCAUGCAAACGUAUUUUUCAAGCUACCGUCACCAUUGUGUUUGAGCUAAAACCACACAAAGCUGGACAAGUUGGAAGGAAACAUUAAUUAAGGGAUGACGUGUAUAGUUAAUUAACGAAUUUAUGUAUAUUGUGACAGCAGCUAUUAAUAUUUUGUAAGUCUGUAAAAUAUAUUAGGAUACGUGUGGUGCCUUAGAAAGUACAGAAUGCAGUGCAUAUGAAGGAACACGAGAAACCAGAGGAUAUCUAAAUGAAACAUAGAGCUCAUAUCUGUAGUAGAGUUAAUUAAUUGUUUCUGCACAGAAGACUGUUUUGAGCCAAUUGGACAAACAGG
This is a messenger RNA of Corticium candelabrum, 981 nucleotides long. Its product is annotated as interleukin-1 receptor-associated kinase 1-binding protein 1 homolog. Lineage: Eukaryota; Metazoa; Porifera; Homoscleromorpha; Homosclerophorida; Plakinidae. Gene Ontology annotation, biological process: canonical NF-kappaB signal transduction; immune response. The record is from RefSeq and is a predicted model, not a curated record. Bases 4 to 735 code for a protein of 243 amino acids. The transcript has a single exon.